Molecule: messenger RNA, 1474 nt
Organism: Carassius carassius (crucian carp)
Lineage: Eukaryota; Metazoa; Chordata; Actinopteri; Cypriniformes; Cyprinidae
Product: tetraspanin-18-like
Exons: 9
Coding region: 344-1108 (254 amino acids)
Cellular component (GO): membrane
Source: RefSeq, a predicted model, not a curated record
CAAGAAGGUCUAGUAGCCGCCUCUGGCCAGUGUGUCUUGUGGCUGAACAGAAUCACACACAGCGCGCAGAACAGAACAGCGUAGUAUUGAGUGGAGUCAGUGCUGCUGAAUGAUUCAGUGCUGUCGAAAAGAAUGAGUAAACGGGGCGAAAGGUUCACACAACAGUUGGAAGAAUCCUAAGGACGUUUUCAUCCUCCUGGAUAGCGGAUUUUUCUUUAAAUUCGCCUGUACUUAAACGCGAGGAUAAUCACAAAACACGUCUCAGAGAAGAAGUUUGAAGCAGAUCUCUGAAAAGCAUCACUCUUGCCAUCAACUGGAAGGGAGAGACAAUUACAGGUACAUUAUGGGGCAAGGAGAAGCUUCAGCAAGAGGCACAAGUAUGGAGGGGGACUGUCUCAUUUGCAUCAAGUACCUCAUGUUCAUCUUCAACUUUUUCAUUUUUCUUGGCGGUGCAUUCCUUCUUGGGGUGGGAAUCUGGGUGCUGGUGGACCCGACAGGUUUCCGGGAGAUUGUGGCAGCCAACCCUCUCCUGUUUACAGGAGUCUAUACAAUUUUGAUCAUGGGCGGGAUGCUGUUCCUGCUGGGAUUUCUGGGCUGCUGCGGAGCCAUACGAGAAAAUAAAUGUCUUCUACUGUUUUUCUUCAUGCUUAUACUCAUCAUAUUUCUGGCAGAGCUGGCGGUGGCCAUUUUGGCAUUCAUUUUCCGGGAGCAUCAGCUCACCAGAGAUUACUUCACCAAGGAGCUAAAAGUACAUUACCAAGGAACCAAUAGCACUGAUGUCUUCACCUCCACAUGGAAUGCCAUUAUGACCACAUUUGACUGCUGUGGGGUGAACAGCGCUGAAGACUUCGAUGAUCAGAGCCUCUUCAGACAGCUGAACCCCAGCAGACUAGUGCCAGAGGUUUGUUGCCAGAGGAACAAUCUGAUGAUGAGCAAGGAGGAGUGUCUCAAGGGAAUUAUGCCAAUCCGUAUCAAGGGCUGUUAUUCAGCAGUAGUGGACUAUUUUGAGACAUACAUCUACAUGGCUGGAGCCCUUGCUAUCGUGGUGCUGACUAUUGAACUUUUUGCCAUGGUGUUUGCUAUGUGUUUGUUUAGGGGAAUCCAGUAAUCUUAACAUGCUGUACAUUAAGGACAUUUUGAGAAGGAAACACAUGGCAUGGAAGACAUUUUUAAGUAAGAAAAAGAAGAAAACAUUUAUAUAUUUGCCAUCUCUAUGUUGUGAUGUUGGAAUAUCUGAGAAUUGCCAAUAAUGUAUCAUACUUCACAGAUGGGAAAAAGAGGCACUUGUGAAAAACAAAAGCAAGAGUCAUUCAUAAGGCAGUCCUUUAAGGUCAAUGGAGGACACCUUGCACUGAUAUUUGGUUGAAUAUUUAUGGAUGACAAAAGACUGAUUUGUACCAAUAUGUUUUACAUUUUAUUUACGGCACAUUGUUCAGCACUUCUUCAGGAGAAAAAUAAAACUACACUGUGUGAA